Messenger RNA from Drosophila takahashii, 4535 nucleotides. RefSeq names its product histone deacetylase 6 (gene HDAC6). The record is from RefSeq and is a predicted model, not a curated record. Gene Ontology annotation, cellular component: histone deacetylase complex. NCBI's taxonomy places the organism in Eukaryota, Metazoa, Arthropoda, Insecta, Diptera, Drosophilidae. Gene Ontology annotation, molecular function: transcription factor binding; histone deacetylase activity; zinc ion binding. Gene Ontology annotation, biological process: negative regulation of transcription by RNA polymerase II.
UCUCUCUCUGUCUUCGUCUCUGCCCCCCACAGUGCUCCACCGCCCCCCGACCCCCAUCCCCCCGUUUGUGUGUUUGCUCGGGAUUUCUGGUUCAGGUUCUGAUUGCACGUGUGUGUGCGUGUGGUGUGCCUAUGUAUCUGUGCUGUUGCUGCAUCUUCGUCUGCUCAAAUAAAAAAAUCACGAAUGCAACUGCAACGUUUUUGAAAAUCAAACGAAAAGCCGCCAGCUAAAGUCCAAUUUUGUUACUCAGUGUUUUAAGUAUUAAGUAGUGCAAGCAGCCGACAAACAAAAAGUACAUAUAUCAAAAGGAAAAACAACAACAUCGAAUGCAGAGCAACUGAAGCGCAAACACACACAAACAAACAAGCAGUAGGGAUUGUGAGAGCGAGAUAGAAAUAAACUAGGCAUAAUUUAUAGCGCACACAAAAUAAAAAAGAAGGCUAAUUAUAAGAGAAAAGUGUGCGACUCGGAAUCGAUAAAUAACGGGACUAAAGGAGUGAGAGGUGAGCCGGGAAAUUUGUUUGGAACAAACGGUAUAUAAUACACAACAGCGAAGAAGAAGAAGUGGGAGGGGAAGAACAACAACAAGCAGCUGUGAAUCAGUCCGUCCCGCUCCCCCACGCCCCCCGCUUGCUGCUGCUGCUGCUGCUUCCUCUUCCUACGCCGGAUAUUCGGAUUUGGAUUCGGAAUCGGAUUCGGAUUUGGUUUUCGGUUGGUUUUCCAAUUCGGACUCGUUUACCCACAACAUGAGCCCGCCCAUCGUCACGCGACGGAGCGCGCAGCAGGCCAAGAUUCAGACGCGGGCAAUGGCCAGUAAGUCGAAGGGAGCGGCGGGAGCGACGGCGGCGACGGCGGCCGGGGUGAUCGGCGGCGGCGGCGGCUCCUCUGCCGGCGGCGGCAGCGGCGGUAUCAGUGCCGCCGAUCCGCGAAAGGCGAACAAACCGAGCGCAGCGCUCUUGGAGGCGAAACGUCGAGCGCGGAACAUGCUCAAGAACCAGAGCAACGUCAUGCAGGAGUGCGUCACGGAUAUAUUCCAGAAUGCUGUCGAUUGCAAGGGCGCUGUGCGAAAGCCCACGGCCCUCAUCUACGACGAGUCGAUGAGCCAGCACUGCUGUUUGUGGGACAAGGAGCACUACGAGUGCCCCGAGCGCUUCACACGCGUCCUGGAGCGCUGCCGCGAACUGAAUCUGGCGGAGCGCUGCUUGGAGUUGCCCUCGCGAUCGGCCACCAAGGAGGAGAUUCUGCGGCUGCACACGGAGGAGCACUUUGAGCGCCUGAAGCAGACCUCGGGGAUUCGUGAUGACGAGCGCAUGGAGGACCUGAGCUCCCGCUACGAUUCAAUCUACAUUCAUCCGUCCACAUUCGAGCUUUCCCUGCUGGCCACCGGAUCCACCAUCGAGUUGGUGGACCAUCUGAUCGCUGGAAAGGCCCAGAAUGGCAUGGCCAUCAUCCGGCCGCCGGGUCAUCAUGCCAUGAAGGCCGAGUUCAAUGGCUAUUGCUUCUUCAACAACGUGGCCCUGGCCGCCCAGCACGCCCUGGAUGUCCACAAGCUGCAGCGCAUCCUGAUCAUCGACUACGACGUCCAUCAUGGACAGGGAACGCAGAGGUUCUUCUACAACGAUCCCAGGGUGGUCUACUUCUCGAUCCAUCGCUUCGAGCACGGCAGCUUCUGGCCGCACCUGCAGGAGUCGGAUUACCAUGCCAUCGGAUCGGGAGCGGGCAGGGGCUACAACUUCAAUGUGCCCCUGAAUGCGAUUGGGAUGACGAACGGCGAUUACCUGGCCAUUUUCCAGCAGCUCCUGCUGCCGGUGGCCCUGGAGUUUCAGCCGGAGCUGAUUAUCGUUUCGGCUGGCUACGAUGCGGCCCUCGGUUGUCCGGAGGGCGAAAUGGAGGUGACGCCGGCCUGCUAUCCGCAUCUGCUCAAUCCCCUCCUGCGACUCGCCGACUCGCGGGUGGCCGUCGUCCUGGAGGGCGGCUAUUGCCUGGACUCGCUGGCCGAGGGUGCCGCUUUGACCCUGCGCUCCCUGCUCGGCGAUCCCUGCCCCCGACUGGUGGAGGUACUGCCUCUGCCGCGUCCCGAACUCACGCAGGCGCUGCUCAGCUGCAUUGCCGUCCAUCGGACGCACUGGCGCUGCCUGCAGCUGCAGCGAACCUAUGAUUCGAAGGAGUUGCUCGACCAGGAGAAGGCUCAAACGGACCUACACAAGCUGCUGCGCCUUUGGAUAGGCGGACCACCGCCAGUGGAUCGUUAUCCCACCAGGGAUACUGCUAUUCCUCUGCCCCCCGAGAAGCUGGCCAGGAAUGCGGCCCGUCUGCAGGUCCUCCGCACCGAAACAAAGCUAUCGUUGCCCGCGGUGAGAGUCUGCUACUCGUACGACGCCCAGAUGCUGCUCCACUGCAAUCUCGACGAUCCCGGCCAUCCGGAGCAGCCAUCGCGCGUCCAGCACAUCCACAAGAUGCACGAGGAGUACGGCCUGCUGGCCAGGAUGAAGCAGCUAGCGCCGAGGGCGGCCACCACCGAUGAAGUUUGCCUGGCCCACACGCGAUCGCAUGUGAAUUCGGUGCGUCGACUGAUGGGACGCGACCCGGAGGAACUGCAUCGCGUGGCGGCGGGCUACAAUUCGGUGUAUCUGCAUCCGCGCACCUUCGAUUGCGCCACCUUGGCCGCCGGCGCCGUGCUCCAGGCGGUGGACAGUGUGCUGCGCGGCGAGUCGCGGCACGGCAUCUGCAACGUUCGUCCGCCGGGCCAUCAUGCCGAGCAGGAUCAGCCGCAUGGCUUCUGUAUCUUCAACAAUGUGGCCAUUGCGGCGCAGUAUGCUAUCAGGGAUUUUGGUUUGGAACGUGUGCUUAUUGUCGAUUGGGAUGUGCAUCACGGCAACGGGACGCAGCACAUCUUCGAGGCGAAUCCCAAGGUGCUUUACAUAAGCCUUCAUCGCUACGAGCAUGGAGCCUUCUUUCCCAAGGGACCCGACGGCAACUACGAUGUGGUGGGCAAGGGAGCCGGACGGGGAUUCAAUGUGAAUAUACCCUGGAAUAAGAAGGGCAUGGGUGAUUUGGAGUACGCUCUGGCCUUCCAGCAACUGAUCAUGCCCAUUGCCUACGAGUUCAACCCGCAACUGGUCCUGGUCUCCGCGGGCUUCGAUGCGGCCAUCGGCGAUCCGCUGGGCGGCUGCAAGGUGACGCCCGAGGGCUACGGCCUGCUCACCCAUUGGCUCUCUGCGCUGGCCGGCGGCAGGAUUGUCGUCUGCCUGGAGGGUGGCUACAAUGUAAACUCCAUUUCGUAUGCCAUGACCAUGUGCACCAAGACGCUACUGGGCGAUCCGGUGCCGACGCCCCAGCUGGGUGCAGUGGCUCUGCAGAAGCCGCCGACGGUGGCCCAUCAGAGCUGCGUGGAAUCGCUGCAGUCGUGCCUGGAGAUUCAACGCAGCCACUGGCGGAGCUUGGAGUUUGUGGGCCGACGGUUGCCGGCCGGCGAUUGUGUGGGCGAGAAUAACAACGAGGAUUUUCUUACCGCCUCCUUGCGACAGUUGAAUAUCUCAAAUGACGACGCACCGGGGGCGGCGGGCGGCGCGGCCGGCGAUCGGAACGCUUGCGGCGAUGAGCGGCCCAGCGGCAGCAAGCCCAAAGUCAAGGUAAAAACGCUCACCGAGUAUUUGGCCGAGAACAAGGAGGCCCUCGAGCAGAAUGAGAUGUUCGCCGUGUAUCCGCUCAAGACGUGCCCGCAUUUGAGUCUCCUGCGACCGGAGGAGGCGCCGCAAUCAGCAAUAGACAGCGGGGCGGCGUGCAGCGUUUGCGGAUCGACGGGGGAGAACUGGGUGUGUCUGGGCUGCCGGCUGGUGGGCUGCGGUCGCUACAUGGGCGGCCACAUGGAGCUGCACUCGGCGGAGGCACAGCAUCCGCUGGCGAUGAGCCAGGCGGACCUCUCGGUGUGGUGCUAUGCGUGCUCCUCGUACGUGGAUCAUCCCCGCCUGUAUGCCUAUCUCAAUCCGCUGCAUGUGGACAAGUUCCAGGAGCCGAUGGCCUGGACACAUGGCUGUCCGCGGCGUGAGGAUGGCUGCUAUCCCUUGGGAGCCGACGGUCGGGAUGAUGAUGAGGAUUUGGCCGGGAGCAGCGGCCUCUGCCUGCGGCUGGAGCGCAACAACUGACCCUUGGCCAUCCGCGUGCUGGACGCCCUCACGGACUACAUGUGCACGCUCUGCCCGCCGCUCAGACACCUCAUCCAGUUCCUGGCCGAGCACCUCUGGCCGCUGCUGGAGCGCAUUUACCUAAACCUCCUGCACUACUUCCUGGCCCAUUGAGCCAGUGAAUCCUUCUCCCGCAUCCCAGAUCCUCCUGCAUACCAGUUGCCCUAAACUAAAUAUAAACAAACAAAAGAUGAAGGAAAUUAUUGUUAAUUCGGGAGGUGCCACUUGGCCAGGCGGCUGCCUCCCCAAAUUUAUACAAAUAAAAAUUGUUAAUGUUAUCAACUAAUGAUUUAAUAAAGACUUCGAGUGUUUUUCGAGUGUAUUUUAGCCGACAAACUGGUUAAGCUUUGA